Coprinopsis cinerea okayama7#130 is the source of this 2667-nucleotide messenger RNA. RefSeq lists its product as hypothetical. The coding region runs from base 1 to 2667 and encodes 888 amino acids. The transcript has 11 exons. The record is from RefSeq and is a predicted model, not a curated record. Gene Ontology annotation, molecular function: protein binding. NCBI's taxonomy places the organism in Eukaryota, Fungi, Basidiomycota, Agaricomycetes, Agaricales, Psathyrellaceae.
AUGGCUGAAGAAUUGAACGAAAGGGGGCGUAAGGCCUAUUUACGGGGCGAUUUUGCAAGUGCCCGGGAGCUUUAUGAAAAGGCUGCCCUCACUGAUGGCGAACUGGGUGGAAUUGAACCCAAGUACUUUUCAAACCUUAGUGCGGCGUUUUUCGAACUCGGAGAGUAUGAGAACUGCACAAAAGCGAUUGAAAAGUCGUGGGCGAUCCUCCAGACGGCUGCGACUCCACUUGAAUGUAAUCCCUUGGCCGCGAGGCUCGCCACGCGAUAUGCAAAGGCGUAUUGUUUUAUGAAUACUGCGGCCCACAUCAAGGUUGACGACACUAUCAAAGAGUUUGUGAAAAGUCAUCCAGACAGUGACCAGGGCGCGAUGAUGGAGGCGCGUGCUUGGUGGAACCUUCUGAACGAGCGCCGAGCUAGGAAUACUGGUGUAUUCAAGACCAUACAUCUCCCAACGAUGGAUUUCUUCCGCUUUGGUACUGACCGUAUCCAGUCGCUCAUAGACGGCCGCCGGCAGCAUGACCCUUUGACGGAGAUGAGGCAGCGAGACCUUGACUCCGUGGAGAAGGAUCAACUCGCCUUCCUCUUCGGUGGAUCUGGUGAUGCGCGACACGUCUUCGGAACCAUACUCCAUGCAGCCAACUUGGGAUGGACAAACCAAUGGCACAUGACCCUCGUCGAAAUUCAUCCCGCAACUGUAGCAAAAACGCUUGUCAUCUUCGAGUUACUUUGGAUGAUUGGCCAGGCAACGAACGAAGAAGAAAAAGAUGAGAUUUUUGCUACGCUCAUCUUCAUGUAUACGACGUUCCUUCUGCCGGACUAUUGUGUCGAUAGGCUGAUAAAAACAUCUGCAGCAGUCGAAAAACGACUUUCUUCUGCCAAAGGAAGCGGCCCGAUUGCCCUCUACAGCCACCUCUCCGUGGCACGGAGUUCGAUGCCUACCAUCAUUGCCGUUUUGAAGCAGUGGUCUACGCCUCUCGGGAAGACAGCAGCGGGCAUGAUCAAGUACAACCCCCACAUUAGGCGGGUGUCGAAGGCUGAGGAAUGGCUCAUGCUGCUGGGGGAGACUGACGCCAACGAGCUAAGGGAGCUCGAGCAACAGGUUCUUCAAACAACUAAAGCGUUGUUUCCGCCAGAAACUCUUAUUCAACGCCAUCCAGCAAUUCAUAAGGCUUAUACGACGAAGAGGUUGACCAGCUCAAUAAUCCGUGACAUCAAGAUUGAGGUAUUGGAGAGGUGGAAACCGAAUUUCCUCAUCUUUCGAUAUGAAGACACUUGCGGCGCGCGACUCCUCAAUCUUGGGGAUGGAUAUCCAUCAACUCAGCAGAACGCACACGACGAACUCCUCGAUUACUAUACCAUGUGCAUGAGGUUCUCGCGCAGGAGCCAAAUCGACUCGAUCUUGUCCACCCCGCGCACGACCUUCAGCGUACUUAAGCGAGGUUGUCCUGGAGGAUGUUAUCUUGGAAUGUGGUUGAGCAACAUUCCGUAUGUAUACAUCCCUUUCUACGUUGCUGAAGCGAUCGCUUCACUCAUCUUUCGCUACCGAGACAGUGACUACACGGGUGGGCCUUUGAAUAACAUCAUCUUCCUCGUCCCACACCUCCAUCGUUCCAAAUCCAACAUGCUCAUGUUCAAUAAACUGAUCAACACCGGCUUAUUCUCGACUGUGGCAGAUGUCACCUACAACUACACACUCCUUGAGGAGAAGGAUCUGCGCCAAUUUCUGGGCUGUCGACACGUCGACUCCAUGUCCCAGGGCAGUGUGUGGGGAUGGAUUGCUCUGGUUGCAGACACAGACAAGAUGCUUAAGGUCUCCGCAAGGCCUUCCCAAGCUGAACUGCAUGACUGGCUCGCGCUCCUUUUACUCUCCACGGUCAAGUCGGCACACAGCGAGCGAGGCAGUUACCGGGUCGACCAGCCAAACAACCUCGCAGUCGUUGUCCACCUUCUAAUCUACCUUCACGACUUUAUGGGUAUCCCUGGAGGGUGGCUUGCAGACUUCGUUGGGGCUGUUUCUGAAAAUCGAUUGGUGACGGCGGCGAGGCCUUACUGCGGCUUCUUGCCCAUCCCCGUCUCCCAUGCGAAGAACAGGAAACCAAGGGCAGAGAAGGUUAACCUACGCCCCUGGCUCAAUGACUUUCAGCUCGCCCUCUCGGAUUUGGCACCAUUGAUUCGCUUCCCUAUACACCAUAUUAUUCCCGAGAACUUCAUCCUGGAACCAAAGGACAUUGUACACAUCAAGACUCGGGUCAUGGACAGGGGCGCGUUCAUCCCGCCGUACUUCGGUGAUCAUGUGCUGAGACCUGUCCUUGGUUUUGCAUUCUACAAGUUGAACAAGGGUGUCGACAUCGCUGCCGUUCUAAAGGACGAAGGACUGAUGAAGGUUAUCCAGUCGGGUGAAGAGGAGGUAGCGAAGAAGUUUGGGGGUCUGCAAAUCAUGCUGUCGCAGGGAAAUGUUGAGGUGAUUGAAGACGAGUGUAGGGAUUGGGAGAGAGGUGAUCCUAGGCUUUUCCCGCCUUCUUUUGUUAGUUGGAGGAUGGCCAGGGCGGAGUAUGAGAGAAUGCGCAGUGAGGGUUGGAAGAUGAUGUUGUACCGGACGGAUAGCAGCAUUAUCAUUAGCACAACCGCCGAGGCGGCGGAGUGGUUUGUUGCUACUGAUGCAUAA